UCUAAGGCGAGAUGUGCUUCUAAGAAUUAGUUGCUUUUCAUUGACGGGUUUAUACUUAAAACCUUUGAUGUUGGGUUUAUACUUCCUUGCUCAUUCUUACUGCGCUCGAGUUGGACGACUCGGUAAGUUUCCGAGGUUGGGGUUUAGGUCGUCUGCAGGAUUUAUUCAAUUUCCUUUACAACAAUCACACUCUCUCAACACUAUUACAGAGGAAGACAUGGGAAAGCAGAAACAGGAGUUACCCUCAGAUCCGAGUCAGUACACCAUCCUCAAGGAGGGACAGGCCGAUAUUCUUAUGCACGGGAAUGAUGUCUUCUACAACAAAACCCAGGUCGUGAACAGAGAUUUGUCAAUUGCAGUACUGCGGACAUUUGUGGCUAAAUCUAAGGAAGAGUAUGCUGAAAUGUGGGCUAAGAAACAGGGCAGGAAAAUGGGUGCAAGUGGCACCCAGGCUGCUCCUGUACUAGCAGCAUGUGAUUCUUCUGAACCCGGAGCAUCUACACCAGCUUUUGAUCAUGAAAUAAAUGAGGCAGCUACUGUUGUGAAUACAGCCCAUUUGGAAAAAGACAAUGGGGUAAAUAAUUUCUCAAAUGGAGGGGCUCAAUCAGAAGUCACAGAUCAAGUCUGUGAAGUUUCAGAUGAAAUAGCUAAACCAGUUAUAAAGAGAGUACGCGAGGAACCAAGGCCGCUUCGCAUUCUUGAGGCAUUGGCUGCUUCAGGAUUGCGGGCUUUGCGUUAUGCUCGUGAAGUAGAAGGUGUUGGCUCAGUUGUAGCCAUUGACAACGAUAAAGUGGCUGUGGAGGCCUGUAAGCGAAACAUCAAAUUAAAUGGUUCUGUUGCUUGUUCGAAGGUUGAAGCUGAACUUGCUGAUGCCAAAGUCUACAUGCUUACUCAUGAGAAAGAGUUUGAUGUGGUUGAUCUUGAUCCUUAUGGUUCACCUUCUGUUUUUCUGGACUCAGCAGUUCAGUCAGUUGUGGAUGGAGGGAUGUUAAUGUGCACAGCAACUGAUAUGGCAGUACUUUGUGGCAACAAUGGGGAGGUUUGCUAUUCUAAAUACGGUUCAUAUCCUACUCGUGCAGAGUAUUGCCAUGAGAUGUCUUUGAGAAUUCUUCUUGCUUGUAUUGAGAGCCAUGCUAAUCGGUACAAACGAUAUAUUGUUCCUGUUCUGUCUGUCAAAGUAGAUUUUUACAUUCGUGUUUUCGUACGUAUAUUCACUUCUGCAAGUGCAAUGAAAAAUACCCCUCUUAAAUUAUCGUAUGUAUAUCAGUGUGUUGGAUGCGAUUCUUUCCACACACAGCCUCUGGCUCGGACUGUGAACAAGAAUAACAGCUUGCGAUAUUUACCUGGUCAUGGCCCAGUUGUUCCUCAGGAGUGCAGUGAUUGUGGUAAGAAAUUUAAUAUGGGUGGGCCUAUAUGGUCUGCUCCAAUUCAUGAUCCUGACUGGGUUUCAUCCAUAUUAUCAAAUGUCAUCUCCCUGAAGUCAUGCUAUCCUGCAUAUGACAGGAUAUAUGCUAUCAUGACAUCUGUAUCUGAGGAAUUACUGGAUGUACCUCUUUACCUUUGUCUCCACAAUAUAUCUGGCACAUUGAAAUGUACUUCUCCAAAAGCAGUUAUGCUUCGAUCAGCAAUUAUCAAUGCAGGAUAUCGUGUUUCAGGAACUCAUGCAAACCCGUUGGGCUUCAAAACAGAUGCUCCAAUGGAUGUCAUCUGGGAUAUUAUGCGCUGCUGGGUACAAUUGCAUCCAGUGAAAAGCCAACCUUCUGAUCAGUCAGGAAGUGUUAUCCUUGCCAAAGAGCCUACUCUCAAGGCCAAUUUCACACGGGCACAAUUUGCUCUCAGCCAUGCUCAAUGUAAAAAAGUUCCUCGUUUUCUUCCCAAUCCUGAAAAUUACUGGGGACCAAAGCCUAGGGCUGGUCGUCGAAUUACAAACAAGCAUACUUCCCUGAUGGGACCAGAAUUCAUUAAUAAUUUAACUUGUCAAAGGGAAAGUGAGUUGCCUGAUGCAAAGCGCCCAAAGUUGGAGGAAGCUGACUGUAAACAAGAUUCUUGAAAUAGACAUAAAGUUAGAUAGAGCUGUGUGUACUGUUAAAUAAUUGUAUUACUUUGAGAAAGACUGCUAGGUAGUAGGCCUGACACUUUUUCUUUGCUAUUAUGGCAGUGGGAAUUGUUCCGGGUCUUAAAAGAGUUCGUUUCACUUGCUAUUAAAACAUGAUGUAUACUUGGGCCCAAUUUACUUUGAGCCAUUUUUGGACGUCAAUAUAAUUUAUUUCCUUCCUUUUUCUACA
Cryptomeria japonica (Japanese cedar) is the source of this 2285-nucleotide messenger RNA. RefSeq names its product tRNA (guanine(26)-N(2))-dimethyltransferase 2. Gene Ontology annotation, molecular function: RNA binding. The record is from RefSeq and is a predicted model, not a curated record. Gene Ontology annotation, biological process: tRNA N2-guanine methylation. Gene Ontology annotation, cellular component: nucleus. The coding region runs from base 68 to 2050 and encodes 660 amino acids. Lineage: Eukaryota; Viridiplantae; Streptophyta; Pinopsida; Cupressales; Cupressaceae. The transcript is spliced from 13 exons.